AUGUCCGGGACUUGGCAGGCCCCGGCUUCCGGAGGCUUUCAGGUCACGGAUACUGUAGCCCGGCAGAGUUUUGGCUCUUGGCCGGGAACUUGUAGCGUCGGCGCACAAACGUCCCAUCAAAUCGCGCCCGCAGCAAGCCAGUCGACAGUGAGAGUAGAGGCCCUUUCAGUGCGAGGCGUUCAAGAGUGUUUAAGGGAUCUGGCCACCGAGGCUGCCGACAGUGGCCGCCGUCCUGAGCUUGUCAAGCUGAUGAGGAUGAGAGAGCCCGGUUAUGUUUGGGCGUAUCCAAAUGGCAACUCGCUUCCCAUCGAUACAACUAAUAGAACGAACCCUCUUCCUAGAAUACGUCGGCGAUGGGGUUGGGCAAGCGACACUGCUCGGGCAGCACUCCGCCACGGCAGACGGCCGAGCGAGCGAGAGUUCCUGAGCCAAGGCAGGCCCGGCCGCGUCCGGCUCUCGAAGCGAGCCGACUGA
Messenger RNA from Puccinia triticina, 474 nucleotides. RefSeq lists its product as uncharacterized. NCBI's taxonomy places the organism in Eukaryota, Fungi, Basidiomycota, Pucciniomycetes, Pucciniales, Pucciniaceae. The coding region runs from base 1 to 474 and encodes 157 amino acids. The record is from RefSeq and is a predicted model, not a curated record. The transcript has a single exon.